CAUUUCCGUUUCCUUCCUUUCCUUAAAAAUUAAAUCGGAGAGAAUAAAUCAAUCAGAGAAAUCGACAAAUCAUUCGAUCAAUUUGAUUUCGCGAUGGCGGUGAAGAUGAGGAAGUGGUCGCCGUGGCCGCCGGCGAGGAAGUUCGCGGUGGCGAUGCGGCUGAUGAGGCUCGAGGUCAUGGCGGAGGACGGCGGCGGCGACGACGAAGACGGCGCGGCGGCGCAGAAAUUCGUGGCGAUCAGAAUCAAAUGGAAGGGGGAGCCGAAGUUUCUGCCGCUGAUGGCGCCGUUUCAGCCCCGGAAAAAGGUCGAGCGGUCGAGCAAUCGGGGAAUGAGGAAAGGCGGAGGGAUCGUCGAAUGGGACGAGGAUCCGUGGUUCGAGAACACGUGCUGUUUCUCGAUUGCCUCGGAUAAGAAAUUCGGGCCGUGGGAGGUCGCCUUUAGUGUUAUUUGCGGGGAGAAGGCCGAUUCGAAGGCGAAAAUGGCGGUGAUCGGAGGAGUUUCGAUUAACAUAACCGAAAUUGUUUCGAAAAUGGAGAGUUCUUCGAUUGAAGAGAAGCUUCAUCUAAAUUUGCAAAUUGAUGGAAUUGCUAGAGAAGCUGCCCUCACGAUGGUGUUCAAAUGUGUUGAAAUCAGAGUAUCCCAUAAUUCAGCGGCACCGAGCCGAUCGAAAUCCAUCGAUUCGAAAUGUUCAUCUGUUGAUGAGAUUAGAGACAAGUCAAGGAGGAGAUCGUUGAGCCUAGAAGAGGCGUGUUUGGACGAGCCGGGUGUGCCGGAGUUGAGGACCUCGGAGCCCGACAAAAAAGACCGAUGGUUUAGUUGGAAGAGCCGACGAUUCAGUUUCAAACGAGCCAAGACUAAAGAGGAGACCAGGGUUCACUCAGCUAGCCUUUCUUCAACAAACUCAUUGCAGAAAGAAGAUGGCAGUUCAGAAACAGCAGACACAGUUUGUGAAUGGGAAGACAAGGAGUUGAUGAGCAGAGAUGGUCAAGCACAGCUCAAGGCUCCGUUUUUCUUCGCCUCGUUCGACCAACGGAGCAACAAGGCGGCCGGGGCGAGCGCCUGCACAGCCCUAGUGGCCGUGAUAUCCCACUGGCUCCACUCGAACCCGAACGCCAUGCCAAGGCGAUCGGAGCUGGAUGACCUCAUAAUGCAGGGCUCGUCGGAGUGGCGGAAGCUGUGCGAGGACGCCGCCUACGUCAAGGACUUCCCGAACAAGCACUUCGACCUCGAGACCGUCCUCAGGGCCGACAUCCGGCCCGUGUCCAUCUCCCGCAACGAGUCGUUCGUCGGGUUCUUCGGGGCCGAGGCGUUCGACUCGCUGAAGGGGGCCAUGUCGUUCGACGACUUAUGGGACGAGAUCCGCGGCGGCGGCGGCGGAGACACGGCGCCGAGGAUCUACAUCGUGAGCUGGAACGACCAUUUCUUCGUGCUGAAAGUCGAGGCGGACGCGUAUUACAUCAUCGACACGCUGGGGGAGCGGCUCUACGAGGGGUGCAACCAGGCAUACAUGAUAAGGUUCGACGAAAAGGCCGUGAUUCAGGUGCAUAAGCCGGCGGCCGAAACAGCAGAGAGCGAGGUGAUAUGCAGUGGGAAAGAAUGCUGCAGAGAGUUCAUAAAGAGAUUUCUCGCAGCCAUACCGUUGAAGGAGCUCGAGGAGGAGGAGAAGAAGAGCACCGUCUCUUACUUCUGUCUCCAUCAACGGCUGCAGAUAGAGUUCAACUACAGCUGCUUGAUCUCUCCGGCCUCAUCCUCCUCGACGCCGUCUCCCCUGUCUUCCCUAACCACAUCGACAUCGUCUCCUUCCUCCGAUUGACUGUAAAUUCAUGUUUACAAUAAAACAUACUCAUGUAAUACUCAAUCAAGAAAGCAAUAAAGGAUUCAUGUCUUAAAGUUUGAAGA
This is a messenger RNA of Salvia hispanica, 1901 nucleotides long. RefSeq lists its product as uncharacterized. Lineage: Eukaryota; Viridiplantae; Streptophyta; Magnoliopsida; Lamiales; Lamiaceae. The record is from RefSeq and is a predicted model, not a curated record.